Ilyonectria robusta is the source of this 549-nucleotide messenger RNA. RefSeq lists its product as uncharacterized. The annotation marks the transcript as partial. Gene Ontology annotation, cellular component: membrane. The transcript has 2 exons. Lineage: Eukaryota; Fungi; Ascomycota; Sordariomycetes; Hypocreales; Nectriaceae. The record is from RefSeq and is a predicted model, not a curated record.
AACCGCCUUCUUCGUGGGCUCAUCCGCUCUGCGACUGUCGCUGCUGGGAAAGAAUUCCUCGCUUCAAGACUCGCGGAUGACCGCGGCAAAAAUGGCCACUAUUUGACAGCGCGGGUGCCGAAAAUGGCCAUCUACGGCGCUUUUGUCAAUACGCCACUUACAACAGUAUUGCUCGGAGGCCUGAGGAAAAUGUUCGCCGGCCAAGAGAGCAACGUGGCGAAGAUAACACAGAUUUUAAUGGGGAUGUUUGUGUUGGUCCCUAUUCAGAAAAUUGUACACAUCAUCUCCAUGGCAGUUAUCGCCGGCGCGCGUACAUUCUCACAAGUCGAGGCCAGCGUUAAGGCCACCCUUUUUCCCUCACUAAAACUAAUAUGGCUCACGUUCCCACUGGCAGUUGCAUUUGCGCAGGGCUUUUUGCCCCCGAACCUUUGGCCUCAGUUCUUUACCAUGGUGUCAUUUGCUCUAAACACGUUUUGUAGCUACACAUUUAAAAAGAAAAGGUUGGCUGCUCUAAGGAGGCGUUUCGAGGCUACCAGACAGUACCGAUGA